Molecule: messenger RNA, 2498 nt
Organism: Rhincodon typus (whale shark)
Lineage: Eukaryota; Metazoa; Chordata; Chondrichthyes; Orectolobiformes; Rhincodontidae
Gene: ercc3
Product: excision repair cross-complementation group 3
Exons: 14
Coding region: 59-2323 (754 amino acids)
Biological process (GO): transcription initiation at RNA polymerase II promoter; nucleotide-excision repair
Cellular component (GO): transcription preinitiation complex; nucleotide-excision repair factor 3 complex; transcription factor TFIIH holo complex
Molecular function (GO): ATP binding; DNA binding; hydrolase activity
Source: RefSeq, a predicted model, not a curated record
GAAAAAAUUCAAGAAGCGUCGUUAUGAUAACGAGGAAGAGGAUGAGGAUGAGCUUUCCAUGGAUACCGAAUCUCAGGAAGCUGUCCCUUCUGCGGCUGGGAAACAGGUGGAGCAGACUGUGGUUAAGGAAGAUGAGUACGGAGCCAAGGAUUACAGGACACUGAUGAGCCUAAAAGAGGAUCACACCUCCAGACCACUUUGGGUGGCUCCAGAUGGACACGUUUUCCUUGAAGCCUUCUCUCCAGUUUAUAAAUAUGCACAAGACUUCCUGGUAGCCAUUGCUGAGCCAGUGUGCAGACCCACACACACGCAUGAGUAUAAAUUAACAGCGUACUCCCUGUACGCGGCAGUCAGUGUCGGGCUACAAACAAGUGAUAUUAUCGAGUAUCUGCAGAAACUGAGCAAGACAUCAAUUCCUGAAGGGAUCGUACAGUUCAUUAAGCUGUGCACUGUUAGUUACGGCAAGGUGAAAUUGGUCCUGAAACACAACAGAUACUUUGUGGAAAGCACACAUCCCGAUGUGAUUCAGAAGUUGUUGCAGGAUGAUAUCAUAAGGAACUGUCGCCUGAGGACAGCAGAAGGUGACGAAACUGAACUCAUUAUGGGCACAGUCUCCAGUAAAUCUGCCAUGUUGAUGUCCAAAGCUGUGCAGAAUAAUGGAGCAGCUUCAACAUCACAGAGUACAGACCCCGUACAAAGUAAAACAGAUGUUCCCGCAGACUUAUUGGACUUCUACGAACAAAUGGAUAAGGAAGAGGAGGAGGAGGAGGAGGAACUGCAGACAGUGUCCUUCGAAGUGAAGCAGGAAAUGAUUGAGGAGCUGCAGAAACGGUGUAUUCACAUGGAAUACCCAUUACUAGCAGAGUACGACUUCAGGAAUGAUACCAUCAACCCAGAUGUUAACAUCGAUCUGAAGCCCACAGCCGUCCUAAGGCCCUAUCAGGAGAAGAGCUUAAGAAAGAUGUUUGGAAAUGGCCGUGCCAGGUCAGGAGUUAUUGUCCUUCCCUGUGGUGCUGGCAAGUCUCUGGUUGGAGUGACAGCAGCCUGCACAGUGCGGAAGAGAUGCCUCGUCCUCUGUACCUCUGCUGUGUCUGUGGAGCAGUGGAAGUCUCAGUUCAAAAUGUGGUCAACCAUUGACGAUAGCCAAAUCUGCCGCUUCACCUCAGACGCCAAGGACAAGCCCAUUGGUUGCUCGAUUGCCAUCAGCACGUACUCAAUGUUGGGGCACACAACCAAACGUUCCUGGGAAGCAGAGCGAGUGAUGGAGUGGAUGAAAAGUCAGGAAUGGGGUUUGAUGCUGCUUGAUGAGGUGCACACAAUUCCAGCAAAAAUGUUCCGUCGUGUUCUGACCAUUGUACAAGCUCACUGCAAACUGGGCCUGACAGCCACGUUGGUCCGGGAAGAUGACAAAAUUGUCGACCUGAAUUUCCUCAUUGGACCAAAACUCUUUGAAGCCAACUGGAUGGAGCUGCAGAACAGUGGUUACAUUGCAAAAGUGCAGUGUGCUGAGGUCUGGUGCCCAAUGUCACCCGAGUUUUACAGAGAAUAUGUCGCAAUUAAAACAAAGAAACGGAUGCUGCUUUAUGUGAUGAACCCCAACAAGUUCAGAGCUUGUCAGUUCUUGAUUCGCUUCCAUGAGCGGAGGAAUGACAAGAUCAUAGUGUUUGCAGACAAUGUAUUCGCGCUCAAAGAGUAUGCAAUCAAACUGAACAAACCUUACAUUUACGGCCCAACAUCACAGGGGGAGAGGAUGCAGAUUCUGCAGAACUUCACUCACAACCCAAAAAUAAACACCAUCUUUAUCUCCAAGGUUGGCGACACCUCUUUUGAUCUCCCUGAAGCCAAUGUGUUGAUACAGAUAUCAUCACAUGGAGGAUCCAGGCGGCAGGAGGCCCAGCGAUUGGGCAGAGUCCUGCGGGCAAAGAAAGGGAUGGUGGCUGAGGAGUACAAUGCCUUCUUCUACUCCUUGGUUUCUCAGGAUACACAGGAGAUGGCCUACUCUGCAAAGAGACAGAGGUUCCUGGUGGACCAGGGCUACAGUUUUAAGGUGAUUACAAAACUAGCAGGAAUGGAUGAGGAGGAUCUGGCCUUUGCUACCAAGGAUGAACAGCAGCAGCUUUUACAGAAAGUUCUAGCAGCCUCGGACCUCGAUGCGGAGGAGGAGGUUGUGCUCGGAGACUUUGGGUCAAAGGGGCAGGUCUCACGGCGAAUGGGUACAAUGAGCUCCAUGUCAGGGGCUGAUGACACGGUUUACUUGGAGUAUCAUCGGACUAAGAGUUUUGGCAAGAACAUCCACCCUCUCUUCAAACGUUUCAGGAAAUGAGUCGGUGCCAUUUCAUUGUGUGGGAAGCCAUCUGCACAGGGUAAUAGGUGGUACAUGGACUGGCCUGUGUUUCAUAACCGUGAGCCAUAUCUGCUCAGGGAUUUUUCUGGGGGUAUUUAUUAUGAUGGCUAUUAGCUCGAGAGUCAUUUGAAUUAUUAAAUUGUCUUUUUCUAAA